CACAUCCGGUCCAUGUUUGACCUAGGGGAGAAGGCGGAAGAGAGAGGACGUUGAACAAACUUGACAACUUCUAGCUGCCUGGCUAGAGGGGCAGCUCGCGGUGGUAAAUGCGACUUAAGUCGAAACAUGACAACGAUGGCUUUAGAAAGAAGUGACUGUAAUAGUAUGGAUUGUAGUGAUGAGAAAGGAAGGAGUGGACAGAAUGAAGAUAAGAGUGGGAAAUGGUGGGAAAGGAUGGAAAGAAGCAGCGUCCUGCUGAAAGAAAGAGGAAAAAAGGAAAUGAGGAAAGCACUGAAGACACCGAUAAUGAAGGAACUGAGGAAGGAAAAGAAGCGCCAAAAAGACCAAACCUGAACAUUAUAAUAAGAUUUGAUGAAGGAGAUGGAGUCAAGAAGAUUGAUCCACUUAAACUAACGAAAGCACUUAAAGCACAUAUUGGGGAAAUUAAACACGCUAAGAUACUGAGAGAUGGAAAUCUUUUGAUUGGAUGUAAUUCGGAAGGGCAAGUUGAAAAGGCAAAAAAGCUUGGAGGGUUGUGUAAAGUCAAAAUUAGAGCAGUUGUGAAAGUGGGUGAAAAAAUAAAUAAUGAAAGCAAAGGAAUUAUCACAGGAGUCCCGUUGAGUGUUAACAUGAAGGACUUAGUUGAGAAUUUAAAAGAAAGAAAUAAGGAAAUAAAAGGAGCACGGAGAAUGACAAGGGGUGCAGAGAGGAUUGAAACAGAAACGGUGUUGUUGGAAUUUGAAACAAAAGAAAUGCCAAGGGAGGUUUUCUUUGGCUUGAUAAGAUUUAGUGUCAGGGAAUACAUGCCAAAACCAGUGAGGUGCUUCAACUGUCAAGAAUUUGGACAUAUUGCAAAAAUGUGUAAGGGGAAAAGGAGAUGUGCCCGUUGUUCUGGAGACCAUGAAUAUGGUAAAUGUGGAGUUGGAGUCAAACCAAAGUGCUGUAGUUGCGGAGGGGAGCACAGUGUAGCCUUUUGGGGGUGCGAAGUAAUGAAACAACAAACAAUUGUACAGAAAACAAAAGUAGCACAGAAAGUAACAUAUGCAGAAGCGUGUAAAGUAGUUGAGAAAGAGAAACAAAAUGGGAAAUCUCUAACAGGAGAAAAGCAAAUAAUCUCAAAAGUUAUGGAAAUGGUUGAAAUGAAAAUAGAAGAGGAAAAAAAGAAAAUGGUGACUUUUAUCGCAGGAGUUAUAAAUGCAACAUCGGACGUAAAAUCAAAAACGGAAAGGAUUCAGAUUAUUGUGAAGGCAGCAUGCCAUAGCUGCCUUCACAAUAACCCUAAUAAAGAAUAUUAGGUGGGAAGACAUAAGGGAAGAGCUGUGUAGCCAAGCAAGUCAAGAAGGAUAGUCUCAAUCUUACAAUGGAAUGCAAGGAGUCUUUUGUCAAAUGGGCAAGAUUUUAAACAGUAUAUUUAUGAAUUAAAAGGGAAACCUGACAUAAUUUGUAUACAGGAAACAUGGCUGAGGCCUUGGUUGGAUUUCAAAGUAAAUGGGUAUAUUGCAGUUAGAUAUGAUAGAGAGGAAGGUAAUGGGGGAGGGUGUCUUACUCUGAUUAAGGAAGGUAUUCCGUAUAAAAUUAUUGGAAGGAAAGGAGAUUUAGAAUAUCUUGCAACUGAAAUAUGGGUGGAAGAGAAGGUAAUGUUGAUUCUUAAUUUUUACAAUCCUUGUAAAAAGCUCGAGUUAAGUAAACUUGACGAGAUAGAAAUGAAAGGAAAUGUUAUUUGGUGUGGAGAUUUUAAUGCACAUCAUUCAUUAUGGGGUAGUGGAAAAGUAGAUUGUAAUGGGGAAAUUUUAGAAGAAUUUUUAGAUACGAAUAAUCUGGUUUGCUUGAACAAUGGUGAGAAAACAAGAAUUGAUAUAAAUUCAGGUAAGGAAUCUGUAUUAGAUUUGACAUUUGUUUCUAGCUGUUUAGCUCCAUU
This is a messenger RNA of Poecilia latipinna (sailfin molly), 1918 nucleotides long. RefSeq lists its product as uncharacterized. NCBI's taxonomy places the organism in Eukaryota, Metazoa, Chordata, Actinopteri, Cyprinodontiformes, Poeciliidae. Bases 222 to 1295 code for a protein of 357 amino acids. The transcript is spliced from 2 exons. Gene Ontology annotation, molecular function: zinc ion binding; nucleic acid binding. The record is from RefSeq and is a predicted model, not a curated record.